AAAAAUACACGGAGUGUUAUCGUACUGCAGUACAUCUAAGAUAAAACAUAUAAACAUAUAUAAACGCAUUCAUUGUGACAUGUUAUUUAACAUCUUUGUUAAUCCCUACAAGUUUUAUACUGUGAAAUAGACAUCAUUAGUAGUGAAAAUUUCCAAUGUAACAAUAUCCUUUAUUAUACAUUUUUUUCAAUAUUUUGUUGUAUGAAUGAUGUUGUCUGAUUGAGUAAAUAUGUUGCGAACACGAGGAGGCCAGUGUUACGUUAAAUGGUUAGGAUUACAAUUCAUGAUUACGAAAACCAAUAUCUCACCUCAAUGAUUGUCGAUAUACAAGGUAUUGUGUCAGCCGACCGAUCAUUUCUGUUUAAGGAACUGACUUCUAUUGCAAUAGACUGCACAUCUUUCACCCAUUGGAUGUUCAAACAUCCAAAAAUUAUCAAAUUACAUAAUACUCACUAAGGGUAUAAGGGUCAACUGACACAAAGUAAAUAAUAAACGAAAUAACAGAAAAUUAAUUAAAUAAUUUAAGGAAAAAAAAUAAUAAACCUUGUCAAUCAUAAAUUGUUAAAUUAUAUAAACAGAUUUGAUAUUAAGAAAUCAAGUAAACAAUAAGAAUAAAAGAAAAUAAUUAAGUAUUGCUACUGAUAACGUAGGAGCCAUUAUAAGAUUGAACGAUUGAACGUCGCUCAAGUGGUCGACAAUGCGUAAAUUUACAUUUAUCGAAAUCGUGGCCGUUAAGAAACAGUUCGUCAUGUACGAAGCGAAGGUGACCAUCGGCUGAAAUUGGUUCGUUGGUGUAACUACGUACGGAUCGUAGCGUAGCUUCAUCCUUAAUGGUAAUAACGUCGAUUGCUCAAUCUUUGAAUUCACUUGGUGGUGGGAACUCUUUCAUGGUAUAGAGUGUUUGGUUACGAAAUGGUCCCAUUAUCUUGAAUGGUUGGGUCCAAAGACCACACAUUCGGUCCUGAAGUUAUACCAAAUUUUGUGUCAAAUGUACAUUUUAAACUAAUAUAAAUAAAAUAAUCUCGUAAAUAUUAUGACGACACGGAAAGUAUAAAAUGUUUUUUUCUAACCAUUGUUCUAACAAAACAAAGGUACCUCCAAUCCUGCCUAAACGAUAAUUAAUAUUACUAUUUAUAUUUUCAAUUAAAUUUUGAAAGAUACAAAAUUAUAAAUAACAGGUAAUAUAGUUUUAAAUAAAACUAACAACACGAAAAACGGUGAUUUUUUACACAAAAAUAAUAAUUUUCGUUUAACUUCGACUGAAUAAAAUAGAUAAUAAUAAACAAUUGUUUUAUUUAGUGGCUGUAGUAUUAAAACACAUAGCUUUUACGUGGUUUGUUAAACCCCAAUCGACCAAUGUUUAAUAUAUAGCCUCAGCCUGUGAUUUAGAAGUUCCGUUUAACAUCUUUGGUACUACUAAGGCCACGAUCACACGAGCGUUGAAAGAACGGACGUUGCAACGGACGUUAAGUUAUAACGGACGUCACUACCCUAGUCACACGAACGUAAAAUAGAACGUCAGUUGUUAAUUUAGCAUCCUACAAGAUGGACGAUUUGGAUACCGCGAUUUUUGUAUACUCCGCUAUACGAGUAUUACGAAAAAAAAAACGGGUGAAUCGGAAAUGGUGGGUUCAUCCAAUAAAUAGUGAACGAUUAUUAAAUGGUGCAUUUUACAAUCUGUAUAACUUGCUAAGAGCAGACAAUGCAAAAUUUUUUAAUUAUUUUCGCAUGUCUCCAAGCACAUUUGACGAGCUGUUUAAUAAUAUUAAAACAAAUAUAAUGCGUCAAGAUACAGUUAUGAGAUCUGCGAUACCAGCAGAAGAGAUGUUGGCAGUUACUUUAAGAUACCUGAGUAGUACAAACAGUUUGCAAGAUUUACACUACGAAUUUAGAAUUGGUAGAUCGACUUUAUGUGGAAUUAUACGGAUAGUGUGCUUGAAAAUAUGGGAAGUUAUGCACGAUGAAUGUAUACCAACACCAAAUGAAGAAAAAUGGCUGGAAAUCGCAGAAGGUUAUCAACAACGAGCACAAUUUCCUCAUUGCAUAGGUGCUAUUGACGGAAAACACAUCGAAGUCAUCAAACCACGUGGUAGUGCGUCUCAAUACUUUAACUAUAAACAAUUUUUUUCUGUGGUUUUAUUAGCAGUGGUUGACUCUAAUUAUUGUUUCACGUUUAUUGAUGUCGGUUCCUUUGGAAAGGACUCGGACUCUACAAUAUUUAAAAACUCAACUUUAUAUAAGCAUCUACAAAAUAAUUCUUUAAAUGUUCCAGAACCUAAUCUAAUAAAUGGUAUUCAGAUACCUAUACCAUAUGCAUUUGUGGGUGACGAAGCUUUUGGGUUGUCGACAAAUUUGUUAAGACCAUAUUCAGGAAAAUGUUUACCAGUUAAUAAAAGAAUUUUUAAUUAUCGACUUUCACGCGCACGACGCCAUGUAGAGUGUGCGUUUGGAAUUUUAUCCAAUAAAUGGAGGAUAUUUCACCGCCCCAUAGAUGUUGAUGUAGAAUUAGCAAUUGAUAUUGUAAAAUGUUGCUGUGUUUUGCACAAUUUCGUUCGCACACGUGAUGGAUAUAAUUUUGAAGAUUCUCUAACAGUAACUGGUAUGCAAGAUAUUGAACUAGAUAAUAACUUUAAUGUAAACAGAUCUAUUAACAGAUAUCGUGAUGCACUGGCAAAUUAUUUCAGUAGUGAAUUAGGACAAGUGCCAUGGCAGAUGGAAAAAAUUUAAAAUAUUAUGUACGCAUGUUUAUGUUCACCAUUUUUUUAGUUAAUAACUUAAUAGUAAUACACUUAUUUAAUUAAUAAUAUCAUAUGAAAAUAAAUGAAUAUAGUCAGUAGGUACUCACUAAUUAUUUUUUGUUCUGU
Messenger RNA from Daktulosphaira vitifoliae (grape phylloxera), 2864 nucleotides. RefSeq lists its product as uncharacterized. NCBI's taxonomy places the organism in Eukaryota, Metazoa, Arthropoda, Insecta, Hemiptera, Phylloxeridae. The record is from RefSeq and is a predicted model, not a curated record. The coding region runs from base 1546 to 2727 and encodes 393 amino acids. The transcript is spliced from 2 exons.